AUGGACAGAGGAGAAAGAGAGGAGAUGAUGGUGGACAUCUAUGAAGAUUUAGAUUCAGCAAGAAGUGAUGAAGUGAUAAUAAACACAGAGAAGAGGAGUACAGAGAGACAGCAAGAGCUUCAACAUACAGGAAGAGUCUCAGUGAAGAACAGAAGACACAGAUCAGUUCAAGUGUGUUUGUGUUUACUGUCUGUUCUUCUGUUCACUGCUGUAAUAGUCAUCUGUGUCUAUUUCAACAAUGAAAGAAACCAACUACUAACACACAACUAUAACUUAACUAAAGAAAGAGAAGUGUUACAAACACACAACUAUAACUUGACUAAAGAAAGAGAAGUGUUACAAACACACAACUAUAACUUGACUAAUGGAAGAGAAGAAUUACUUAGAAAAUACAAUAAGUUACUAAACCAGAACAAAAACAAGACUGAUGAACUCUUCAAUGCCUUAACAGAUUUGCACUUCAGUAGCUUUACAUGGAUUUACUACAAGUUCAGUUUUUAUUACAUUUCAUCUGAUUAUAAGAGCUGGAGUGACAGCAGACGAGACUGUAAAGAGAAAGGAGCAGAUCUGCUGAUAAUAAACAACAAAGACGAAGAAGUAUUUUUGCGUAUGCGUACUGGUUAUAACAUUUGGAUUGGUCUGACAAAAGAACAGGGAGUCUGGAAAUGGGUUGAUGGCACCACACUGACAUCUGGCUACUGGAUAGGUGGAUAUCCCAUAAAUCCCAAUAAUCCCAACAAUUGUGCAGUCAUGACUGCAUUUGGAUGGGUUAAUAAUCCGUGUUAUCUGAAGUAUAGAUGGAUAUGUGAAAGAAGAAUUGCUUGAAUAUGUCAUGAUAUAAUGAUGUUUAUAUAAAUAAACCAUGUAGAUAUGUUUGUUUAAUAUGGAAGUAAAUUAAUUCUCUAAGAGUUCAUAUUUUAAGUUUUGACCAUAACUGUCAUAUUCAUAACAUUGGAUUUGCCAUUAAACUGAAGUUUAACAAACACACAACAUUAUAAUGAUGUGUGACCAUAUAAUGUUAUUGGUGUAAUAACUAAAUCAAGUUGGGUAAAAAAUUGUUCUUGCAUUUACUAGUAUGUUUGUGGUGAAGUUACCAACUUUGAGCUCAUUGUGGUAAACUAAAAUAAACUGUGAAAAUGACAAGCGGAUAAUAUACCCAGAAAACAUCAAACUAUUUCUAACAUUCAUGCUGAUUAUGUAUGUAUGUGUAUGUGUUAAGCUUGUGUCAAAUGAUUAUAGCAGCUUUGGGAUCAGGGCCUCUGCAUUUAAGAUGAUUAUUGAAGAAUAUUUAAUAUGAACUUAAUGAUAUGAUGCUACGAUGUUAUCUGAAUAUAUUCUAUGAUGAACUUUAGAUGUAUUUUGAUGUUUUGUUCCUAUAAAUUGUUUUGUACUCCAUCAAAACAUGCAAGUAUUAACUAUACAGAAAAUAAUGUUUGGUGUUUACAUGGUUUUUACUGAAUCAGAUUAAAUAAAAAUGCUUAACAUGAGAUUUUUUCUUUUGUACAUUCAAAGCAGCCUGUUUUGCUGUAAUACCACAUUAAACUCUUAAUAUAACCAAUACUGCAGUUUAUUAUGUCUCUCUCUGAGAAAUUCACCUACA
Messenger RNA from Misgurnus anguillicaudatus (oriental weatherfish), 1600 nucleotides. Lineage: Eukaryota; Metazoa; Chordata; Actinopteri; Cypriniformes; Cobitidae. The record is from RefSeq and is a predicted model, not a curated record.